This is a messenger RNA of Capsaspora owczarzaki ATCC 30864, 1122 nucleotides long. Its product is annotated as cathepsin B. The coding region runs from base 48 to 968 and encodes 306 amino acids. The record is from RefSeq and is a predicted model, not a curated record. Gene Ontology annotation, biological process: regulation of catalytic activity. Gene Ontology annotation, cellular component: lysosome. The transcript is spliced from 2 exons. NCBI's taxonomy places the organism in Eukaryota, Filasterea, Ministeriida, Capsasporidae. Gene Ontology annotation, molecular function: cysteine-type endopeptidase activity.
AUUUGGACGAGCAAAGAGCUCAUUCUUUUUUUCUUUGUUGAAUAACAAUGCGCGCUGUUGCCGUCAUUGCCUUCCUUGGCCUCGUCGCUGUCGCCUCGGCUGAGUUCAUCCUCCAGCAGGAGAUGAUCGACCAGAUCAACAACGCCAACGUCGGCUGGACUGCCGGUGUCAACCCCCGCUUCGCUGGCAAGACCCGCGAGGACAUCAAGGGCCUGCUCGGCACCAAGCUCCUCCCCAAGGGCACCAAGCUCCGUGAGUUCCCCGUUGUCGACACUAUUGUCGAUGCCAUCCCCACCUCGUUCGACGCCCGCACCCAGUGGCCCGCUUCCAUCCACCCCAUCCGUGACCAGCAGCAGUGCGGCUCUUGCUGGGCUUUCGGCGCCACCGAGGCUCUCUCCGACCGUCUUGCCAUUGCCUCCAACAACUCGAUCAACGUCGUCCUCUCCCCCCAGGACCUCGUCUCGUGCGACUCGACUGACUACGGCUGCGACGGCGGCUACCCGAUCAACGCUUGGCACUACAUGCAGUCGCUCGGCGUCGUGACUGACACUUGCUACCCCUACACCUCUGGCAACGGCGACUCUGGCACGUGCCAGAUCACCGGCAAGAAGACCCCCGCUUGCGCCACCGCCACCUUCUACAAGGCCAAGACCGCUUACCAGGUUGCCAACAACAUGGCUGCCAUCCAGUCUGAGAUCCUCGCCAACGGCCCCGUUGAGGCUGCCUUCUCUGUCUAUGACGAUUUCUUCUCGUACACCUCGGGUGUCUACUCGCACCAGUCUGGCGCCCUCGAUGGCGGCCACGCUGUCAAGAUUGUCGGCUGGGGCGUCGAUGGCACCACCCCCUACUGGAUUGUCGCCAACUCCUGGGGCACCUCCUGGGGCCAGGCUGGCUUCUUCUGGAUCAAGCGCGGCAACGACGAGUGCGGCAUUGAGGAUGGCAUUGUUGCCGGCCUCGCCGCCGUGUAAAAACCCUUUUACACGUCUAGCCACUUUGGUUGCUCUCGUUGUUGUUUUUUUGCUUCCCCCGCAGUUUUUCUUGUGCGAGUUGUUUGAGUUUUUGAUUUUGGAUCAGUGUUGAAAAUGUUCAAACAAGAACAACAAAGAAAAACAUUUGAACGAA